AUGGCCCGCGUCGACGACGAGGCCCCCCCGACACCCUUAUCGCCCGCCAUGGCCAUGUCGACCAGGAGCUCCAAGUCAGCAGCAUCAUCGUUCCGUUCGGCUACCAGUGACGACGCAUCGACGCUCGAUAACGUGAGCAACUUUGAAGAGAUCGGCCUAGAGGACGAUGACGACACCGCCACGCCCAGGAGGACGGCUAACGGCAUCAGCAGCAGCAGUGCUGCAGCCUCCCGUCGCCAGCCGUCACCCACACCGCCAUCGACGGCCAGUAGCGGAGGCGGGCGGAUGCUGGUGUCGAGCAAGCGCGCGCCCAAGCCUCGGUCGUCGUUCCCCAACCUCCGGUCGGCCGUGCCGGCGUCGAGCGUGCGGAGCACGAGCCUGACGGUGCUGACGGACACGUCGCGGCCCGCGCUCAACCGGUCCAGCUCGUCGCUGUCCUCGUCAUCGCGGCAGAGGAGCCCCAGCCCGGGCGGGGGUCUGAGCCCGAGUAUGGCCCACCCGCCCCGGCGGGACUUGAGCCUGCAGCCCAGCAGGCCGCGGAGGGGCAGCUGGCAGUCGGCGCACCGCAAGUCGUUCGCCGAGCUGGAGCACGAGUGCGACGAGGACGACGGCGACGACAUCCCCGACGGGCUCAUCCUCGACAAUGUGCCCAUGUCACCGCGGCCGCAGCACGAGAGGCCGCCGAGCCGUCAGCCGUCGCCGUCGUCGUCGGACAGGCAGCCGCACCAGCCCAAGGAGAGGGUGCGCAGCGUGGGAAACGGCACGCCGCCCGUGGCCCAGGCCCAGGGAUCGCUCAGGUCGCCAACGUGGAAGACGGACGCGGCUGCCGACAGGCCGCAUGCCGCCAAGUCGCGCGCGCACUCGUGGAACGCCGCCCUCGCCCACCUCAGCGCCGAGGCCAAGGCCCUGACGGAGAAGCUAGAGGAGCACGCCGAUGAGGAGGAGUCGCGGGCCCUCAGCCGCGCGGCCGCGCGGCCCAACACGUGGAACUCGGCGUCCUCGUCCUCGUCAACGUACUCGGCCGGAAAGAAGGAGAGGAUCAGGUCGACGCCCGAACUGCCCCCGCUGCAGAGGGGCGGAGCCGCCAUGAUGAUAGACCCCCUCCCCGUGUCCAAGGAGAAGGAGGCGGUUCUCAGCCGCACGCGGCCGUCGUGGCUCCCGCCCAAGAACCCGGCCGAGGAGCGCCGCCACGUCCGCGAGUACCAGAAGAUGAUGGCGGCGAGCGCCAAGGCCGACGAACGCCGCGAGGCCGCCCGCCGGUCGCGCACCGAGCAGAGGGACAACACGCUCACCGGCGCCGUGCGCGCCUGGGACGAGGACGUCAUCCCGCGCUGGAACGACGCCAUCCGCGAGAAGAAGACGCGCGAGCUGUGGUGGCGCGGCGUGCCCCCGCGCUGCAGGGGCACCGUCUGGCUGCAGGCCAUCGGCAACGACCUCGGCCUGUCGGAGCGCUCGUUCGACACCGCCCUCGGCCGCGCGAGGGAGCUCGAGUCCCGCGUCGACGAGGAUAGGGGCGACGCAGACGACAUCCGCAGGGCACAGUGCUUCGACCAGAUCCGCCACGACGCCGCCAACGCCACAUAUACUGACCUGCACAUCUUUCACGAGCAGGGCCCGCUGUAUCGCCUCCUCGUCGACGUCCUCAUGGCCUAUGCCAUGUAUAGGAGCGACAUUGGUUAUGUAUCCGGAUGUAACACCAUUGCCGCCCUCCUCUUACUCAACCUACCCAGCCCAGCCACAACCUUCAUCGCCCUAGCCAACGUUCUGAACCGCCCUCUCCCCUUGUCAUUCUACACGGGCGACGCGGGCGCUCAGAGCUCGGCGUACAACCUGGUCCUGCAGAUGCUCUCGCAGAAGUCGGCCACCCUCCACACCCACCUCACGCGAGGCAUCCCCGGACUCGAGCCGGCCUGGUACCUGGCCGACAUGUACACGUCCCUGUUCACGGGCCACCUGGCCGUCGACGAGGCUGCGCGCCUCUGGGACGUGUACGUCUUCGAGGGCGAUGCCGUGCUCGUCAGGGCCGCCGUGGCCAUCCUGCUGUCUAAUGAGAUGGCUCUGCUCGGGAGUACGACUGAGGCCGGCGUCAAGUCCGUGCUGCUAUCUAGGCCCAAGACUACGACCGACACUGCCGGUAGUGAUGCCAAGGCCAUAGCCGAGGACAAGUUUAUCGCCACGGUCAGGGAGGCUGGCAAGAGAUGA
This is a messenger RNA of Geosmithia morbida, 2202 nucleotides long. Its product is annotated as TBC protein. The record is from RefSeq and is a predicted model, not a curated record. Lineage: Eukaryota; Fungi; Ascomycota; Sordariomycetes; Hypocreales; Bionectriaceae. Gene Ontology annotation, biological process: activation of GTPase activity. The coding region runs from base 1 to 2202 and encodes 733 amino acids. Gene Ontology annotation, molecular function: GTPase activator activity. The transcript has 2 exons.